AUGCGGCAGAUACGCAAUGAUAAUCCGGAUCCACCUACGGUUUGUUACAUUCCUCACCACGCUGUUAUAAAGGAAUUUAGCACUACAACCAAGGUGCGAAGCGUUUUCGACGCAUCUGCGAAAACUAGCACAGGAUAUUCCCUUAACGAUUGCCUCUUAGUCGGUCCCGUUAUUCAGGACGAUCUGUUGAACAUAAUUCUACGAUUUCGUAAAUGCAAAAUUGUGAUGAUCGCCGAUAUAGAAAAAAUUUACCGGCAGAUUAAAAUUCACCCCGACGAUCGUCCUCUUCAACGUGUGCUGUGGCGAUUCAACAAAGGUGAUCCGAUAACUAAAUGUGAGAUGACUACAGUGACCUACGGGCUGGCUUCUUCCUCGUUUUUAGCAACACGAACACUACAUCAGCUUGCUAACGAUGAAGGAGCGCAUUUCUCUCUUGCUGCACAUGCUUUAAAGGAAGAUUUCUAUAUGGAUGACUUCGUACGAGGUGAAGAUAAUAUAGAAACAGCACUUCAACUGCGCAAAGAAAUGGAUGAGUUACUGAGUCGUGGAGGUUUCCCCAGACGCGGCAAGCCCAACGAUAUUGAUUCGGACAAUGCUACGAACUUUGUUGGGGCAAAAAAUGAACUAAAUGCUCUUUAUCGUAUGCUAUCGAGUACCACGGAGGUCGAUCGCAUCGCUACCAAUCUCGCAGUCGAUGGAAUACAGUGGCAUAUGAUACCCCCUCGCGCCCCAAACUUCGGAGGUCUUUGGGAAGCGGCUGUGAAGGUGGCAAAAAACACUUAA
This is a messenger RNA of Malaya genurostris, 783 nucleotides long. RefSeq lists its product as uncharacterized. The transcript is spliced from 2 exons. NCBI's taxonomy places the organism in Eukaryota, Metazoa, Arthropoda, Insecta, Diptera, Culicidae. The record is from RefSeq and is a predicted model, not a curated record. Gene Ontology annotation, molecular function: nucleic acid binding. Bases 1 to 783 code for a protein of 260 amino acids.